Messenger RNA from Carya illinoinensis, 724 nucleotides. Its product is annotated as 30S ribosomal protein S13, chloroplastic. Gene Ontology annotation, molecular function: RNA binding; structural constituent of ribosome. Gene Ontology annotation, cellular component: ribosome; mitochondrion; small ribosomal subunit. Gene Ontology annotation, biological process: translation. The record is from RefSeq and is a predicted model, not a curated record. The coding region runs from base 69 to 575 and encodes 168 amino acids. The transcript has 3 exons. Lineage: Eukaryota; Viridiplantae; Streptophyta; Magnoliopsida; Fagales; Juglandaceae.
GAUAAGCAGGCGUUGGUCUCCAUCUUCAUCCACCUCGCAGCGUUGAAUACUCGUAGAGAGGAAGAACAAUGGCACAAACGUUGGCAAUGCCUUUGGCGCCCUCGCUCUCCGUAAUCUGCAACGGAAGAAACCCUGUUUCUCUUUCUAACAACCUCUCCUUCCCGAUUGCAAGCACUCCUAAGGUUCGUGGCCUAAGCAUCAAAUGCGUUCGUGUUGGAGGCGUGGAGAUCCCAAACAACAAAAGGGUUGAAUACUCUCUGCAGUAUAUUCAUGGGAUUGGACGUACUAGAGCACGCCAAAUUCUUUGUGACCUCAGCAUGGAGAACAAAAUUACCAAGGACUUAUCUGAGGAAGAGCUCAUCAUAAUCCGUGGAGAAGUCUCCAAAUACAUGAUUGAAGGCGACUUGAGGCGGUUCAAUGCGCUGGCAAUAAGGAGAUUGAAGGAGAUUCAGUGCUAUAGAGGAAUGCGGCACAUUCAAGGGUUGCCAUGUAGAGGACAGCGGACUAAGAACAAUUGCCGGACCUUGAAGGGUAAGAAGGUUACCAUUGCUGGAAAGAAGAAGGCGCCCCGUUAGGCACAUAGGUUUGCUUAUUUACUGUAUUGAUGGAUUGUCAUCUGGCUUUUGUAUCUGAAUCAACUUCUGAUGCAAACUAAUUGCCUUGAGCUGAUCAUAUUCAGUUUCUGAAAUUGAAGAAUUGAUCUUUGGAAGUGCAUUUUCUGACA